AUGUCUUGAUCGUAAUUGUCCACAGGACAAGGGGCGAAGCAGGCUGCUUACUUUCCUCGUUUUCUGUUACCAGUCUCUUUGUUGUUGUUUUUGAUGUGUAUAGUUAUUAACUUAGUUUCUAGUUAUCAGCCGUUAGCUCUGUUAAACGUUUCCUCUUUUCUGAAGUUAUCUAUUCAGGAACUUAAAGUACUUUAGAACUGCUGAGCGAUGAGAGCGAACUGAGUCGGGUUUUAUUUAGUGUUUUUUUUUUUUUUUAUUUUAUCGAAAGGAAAAUGUGGAGCGAAAAUAACUGUUUGCGCCUCAUUUAAGCUAACAGAGGUUGUUUACAAAAGCAGACAAGGAGGAAAUGGCACACUGCUAGCAGAAGAAGACGCAUAGAGACGUAGUGGAACAGUGAUAUCCAUUAAUUUGUGUUUUUACAGUUAUUUUUUGGACUAUUUAACAACAGAUUACCUGGCUUUUAGUGCUUGUCGUAGUACGAAAAUCCCACAUGGAUUCACCAAUGGAGAACUGAGUGUCAGCUGACACUUGCCCCCUCUCAACAUGCUAGCUCUGAGGCAGGAGCAGCGCAGACGAGGGGGUGGUGAAGUUGAUCGCCUGAAAAAAGGGGCCAUCAUGAGCCCCCAGUCGGGGAGGUCCCCUUCUCAUGAGCAGGGCAUAAAUAUCAGGGAGAAGAUCUCACAGUGGGAAGGUCGCAGCCAACAGAGUCAGGACACUGGGGUGAAAUCACGUGCUCCAAUUGUAUGUCGCAGUCUGUCCGGGGAUCUACUGGGCAAUGGACUUUCCAAUGCGGGUUCAAAAGGAGGGCUUCAUGCCAAAGCCACCCUCUCCAAAUCUAAAAGUGUAGGCUUAGACUUUCGGGAAAUCCAAGAACGUUGUGGACCUGGUGUGGUUGGUAGAAAGUCAGAACCCUUGCAAAAAUGUUCCACUGAACUUUUAAUCUCAACUCCAGGAAGUAAACCACUCACAGCACAAAUAUCUGCAUUUCCUAAAGCGAACACUGCAGUUGAAAACUCUACAGUGAAACAAAUCUUCACUACCAAUGGCAGCAAAAAAAUUGGCUGUGUAUUGGAUAUUGAAGUAGUUUCUAAACCUCUACCUCUGUCAGCUGAUGACCAAGAAGACGGCAUGCCUGCUGGGAACUUCUACACUUCACGGGGCUUUUGGCGGAAACUCGAGGGGGACAAAUUACUUUGGGAGAAAGGCAGAGAGUCUACAGGUGAAGCUCAGCCUCCUCCCAAACCUCAGCGGACGUUCCAGUACCAGGGAGCCAACGACAACACAAGGCGAAAAGUAACCUCUCAUAACAAGCACUCUAGUGUGAGGAGGAGCAGGGUUGCACACCCGCCCAGCUUCCCACCUCCUCCAUGUCCAGUUGCAAAGACCAAUGGGAUUUCACGGCAUUCGAAAAACAGGAAGUCCUUUGAGUACGAGGAUGCAGAGCGUUUGACAGCAAAGCCAGGCUCUUUGGGAGGUGAGGCUCGGAACUCGGGCCUAUACCAUGCCUACUCUGACGACAAUAUAUAUGAGGACAUCAUCUGUGACAUGACCAGAGAUAACCCCUACGAGGAUGUCAAACUCUCUCCAGUGUGUCUCCCUAUUGUCAGACCUCAUGGCCCAAAGCCUCCUCCAAAACCUCACACUUUACAAGGCCAUGCUGGCAGAGUGGAGAGAAAGGGGUUCCAAGCAUCUACAGCAUCCAAAGCCCUAACCCUUUUAGAUAAUCCUAAAGCAGCUCCAGCACGAUGUGCAACCACUCAGAAAACACUGCGGAUUCCUCAGUAUGUCAACAAGAUCGAGACCAUUUUCGACGACAAGCGAGGGAGGAAGAGAGUGAAGAACCAGGGAGUAGCAGUGCGAGAGGAGACCAGCGGGACAGAGAGCGACCCUGAGGACAGCACCAAAGGAGGCUCCAGGAGAUCAGUUUACAUCCAGUCCACACUGAAGCGUCGGCCAGGUUACCGCACCCUGGAGAGAGACCUCAUCCAGCUGCAGCAGCAGCAGCUCUUCCAGAUCUUCGUGGUGGUGUCGCUGAGAAAAAGUUCCCUGGGAAACACCUACUCCCCUGAAAUUACACAACAGUUCCCUAAAAUGUUUGAGAAGUCAUCCCGUCUGUCCAGAGAGGCUGAGGACCAGCUCAAGGUCAUUCCUCAGUUCUGCUUCCCAGACUCACAGGACUGGAAACCCUGUGCACACAUGCCAAGUGAGACCUUCUCCUUUGUCCUGACCGGAGAGGAUGGCAGCCGCUGGUUUUGUUACUGCCGCAAGAUCCUGCCCAGUGGAAAAGGGAAGAGGCUUCCUGAAGUGCACUGUAUUGUGAGCAAAUUGGGGUGUUUCGACCUGUUUGCUAAGAUUUUAGAGUUAGUAGAGAAGCGCAGGGAGAUUUCGCCUGCCCUGGUUUACCCUUUCAUGCGUAGUGUGAUGGAGGCCCCGUUUCCAGCUCCUGGACGCACCGUCACCGUCAAGAGCUUCCUCCCCGGCUCUGGGAAUGAGGUUCUCACUCUGUGUCGGCCUGUGGACUCCAGACUGGAGCAUGUGGACUUUGAUAGUCUGCUGCAGUGUCUCAGCGUGGGGAAGCUCCUGCAGGUGUUUGCUUCUCUUCUGCUUGAGAGAAGGGUUAUCUUCAUCGCUGAAAAACUCAGUGUGUUAUCUAGGUGCAGCCAUGCAGCGCUGGCGUUGCUCUACCCGUUCACCUGGCAGCACACAUUUGUGCCUGUGCUGCCAGCCAACAUGCUGGACAUCAGCUGCUCCCCCACCCCCUUCCUCAUCGGGGUGCUGUCCCCCUACCUUCCAGAGCUGCUGGAGCUGCCCAUCGAGGAGGUGCUCAUAGUGGAUCUGUGUGCAGACAAGUUGUCAUUCAGGUGUCUGGGUGAUGAAGACUGCAUCCUGCCCAGUAAACUGCAGGCAGCGCUGCAGCAGGUCCUGGAGGAGAGAGAAGCCAUCCUGAGUCAGGAGGACGAACACAAUGGAGAGCAGCAGGCAGACCUCAGCUCCCUGGUAUCGGAGGCCUUUGUGCGCUUCUUUGUGGAGUUUGUUGGCCACUAUCCUCUCCACAUGGUUGAGUCGUCUAACGGAAGCAGGGAACUUCAGCGCGACAGCUUCCGCAAGUCUCACCCCUCUCGCGGAGUCCGCCAGCUCCUGCAGCUCUUCAUGGACACUCAGAUGUUUGCUGGAUUCAUCCAAGACAAAGAACUGCGCAAAGGAGGAGGAAGAGGUCUGUUUGAAGUCCGAGUGGCCGAGUAUCUGGAGUCGUACUCUGAGCCAGAGCCCAGUGGUGUGAACAAAUUUCUCAAAGGGCUGGGAAACAAAAUGAAGCUUUUACAAAUGAAAUGAAAAGAAUCCACAUUCAGGCUUUUUGACAUGAAAAGCAGAGCUCCAGUCGCUGCUGGACUGGACUGUGGAUCACAUCCUGUUGGGUCCUGAUGUGAAGGAGGGGGCUGGGAGGAGUCAGGGGACCAGUGUCAUCUCAGACCUGGUCUUGUCUGGAGCCAGGGCACUUCUCAUCAGACUACAACUGGACAGCCUUAUACACAUUGUUUCUACAUUAUUUUAUGAAGCCUUGAAGCCGAGGCUCUGCAGACUUAUGUAUCAAAGUACCGUCAAACAUUCCAGUUACUCCUCAUCAGUUCUUAACUUGAUCAUACAGGAGUAGAGUUGAAUUCAGUCAUCUCUUAAGGUUUUACAUGGGAACAUCUCUAGUUGGUAUAAGUUUUUUGUUUAUGAUUGAUUUCAUCUCCUCUGCACCGUGUGUGCAUUCAUCAGGAAAUGCAACUGAAAUGCCACAUUUCAAUAUUUUUAAACUUUGACCUGAUGCAUGUCUGCAAAAUGUUUCAUGUUUACUUAGGUUGUUUAUGUUGCAUUCCUCUCAGCACAGUCUGUAAAAGCCUUUUGUUUACUCGUUUUCAUUUCAGAUGACUUGGAGGCUUCUGUUUUGUCAUCACAUCAUUUCAAAGUAUUUGGACUCAUCAGUUCAAAUGAUGAUCUGGAUUUUAAGAAAACUGCUUAUGUUCUUUUUGUCCUUGACUGUCUUCUCGUUAUGGUUGUAAAUAUUCUGACAUUUUGCACAAUGUUGAAAAUUAGUGUACAGUAUUUAGAAUAUUUUUGUAUGAAAGCAUGAUGAGUCCUGCAUUCAUGUACAAAUGAAUAAAUGGGUUUCCAAGGACA
Messenger RNA from Sphaeramia orbicularis (orbiculate cardinalfish), 4164 nucleotides. It is a transcript of the gene dennd2c, whose product is annotated as DENN/MADD domain containing 2C. The transcript has 19 exons. The record is from RefSeq and is a predicted model, not a curated record. Lineage: Eukaryota; Metazoa; Chordata; Actinopteri; Kurtiformes; Apogonidae. The coding region runs from base 544 to 3333 and encodes 929 amino acids.